CCCUUGACCGCAUUUUUUUAUUUGACCCCCGAGAAAUCAGCGGUCAGGAGUUCACAAGGAAUGAAAGAAUAAUUGUUGUUAUUUAUUUAACAAGGUAUACACGCAUGAACAAUUAUUCGCAUACAACACGGUAACGGAUAGCUGGUAUUCAAAGUUGCAUGCAUAUCCGUGCCAUCAGUCGACGGACGAAAGUUCAAUGGCAUCGCACCGAGUGCCGCAACUCUCGACUUGUUCAGGCGCACAACAGUCCCACACGUUUCAGUAUCGGUUCCGUUGUUGCAGCGUAAUAAUAACGAACUAGGCGUGAACGGCUACACGGCGAAUCGAUACUGUUAACUAUUCGUUUUAACACUAUUUCAAAACGAAUGCAAUGCAUUCGACCGACGCGAUCUACGUAAUUAUUCGACAGAUUGCACCGGUUGUUAGCAAAUAAACAUUUUCAACAUGGAUAACGAACUACUUAUUGAAUUAGUACGUCAACGGCCCGUACUCUAUAAUUUGUCGCAUGCAAGAUACAUGGACAACGCUUACAAGCUGCGCGUUUGGGAUGAAAUCGGAAAGAAGAUGAAUUUGGAAGCAUCAACAUGUAAAUUAAGAUGGAACAACAUACGCGACAAUUAUCGAAAAUCUUUGAUGAAAUCUGCCGCGAAAACGGGCAUAAAAAGUAAACAAAUAAAACAGUACAAAUAUUCCGAACAACUGGCAUUCUUGAAGGAAUUCAUCGAAGACAGAAGAGGCAAAGGAAAAAUGCAAAGGCAUGAAUACGAUAACGAAAACGAGUUGGGCGAGUACCAGGAAAAACACUCUGAUUUUUCUGAUUCGGAUUUAGGGGACCUCUGCGAUGAAUCAAACAUAAAAAUGGAAAUAGAAAAUAUACAGGGCGUCGAUGAACCCGAACAGAUCAAUAUCCCGUACGAUCUUAUCGAUGGCACCGAUAUAUUUGACCCUAUAAGCGACACGACCAUUCCAGAACCUAGCAUCCUGCAGGCAGGUAGUAUAAGGGAUCAUAACAGAAAAAGUGCACUGAAAUGGGGUGCCCAAAGGAGAGCCCUGAGAAGGCAGAUGAACCAAGAAGGAGCUCUAACAACCCUUGUUAAAUACUUAAUCAAUAAAAAUGAAGAUUUAAGUGCAACAUUAACACCACCAGAUCCUGUUGAUGCUUUCUUGGCUGGCAUUUCUCCGACGCUAAAGUGUUUGGACCAACAUAAUUUGCAUAUGGCAAAAUCCGAAAUAUUCGCAAUCGUUCAAAAAUAUGAGAUGAAAAUGGGUACAGCUAGUACCACAACCACCAGUACAUCUGGAGACAUUUAACACUGAU
Messenger RNA from Agrilus planipennis (emerald ash borer), 1318 nucleotides. RefSeq lists its product as uncharacterized. The record is from RefSeq and is a predicted model, not a curated record. The coding region runs from base 445 to 1311 and encodes 288 amino acids. Gene Ontology annotation, biological process: regulation of transcription by RNA polymerase II. Gene Ontology annotation, cellular component: transcription regulator complex; nucleus. The transcript is spliced from 2 exons. NCBI's taxonomy places the organism in Eukaryota, Metazoa, Arthropoda, Insecta, Coleoptera, Buprestidae.